UAAUCAAGUAAGGUGGUAAGGGUCUUGUCACUCUUCUUUCUCUGUUCUUUUGCAAUUCACAAGAACCUCGCCGGGACAAUGGCACCGGCUAACCACCGGAAUUUCUUUAAAACUUCCCUACUUUUUUUUGACUUCAGAUACUAGAUACUCCGUAAUAGAUAAUUGAGAUGGUCAAACUACACUAAAGGAUUUUUUUUAUAAAAAUGUGCCUCUCAGAAUCACGGGCCCUGGCCGGUUGUCCUCCCCGCACACCCUCAGGGCCGCUCCUGAUAGUGUUUGUUCACUUGGAUAUCGAUUAUUGAUAGGAUAUGAGGGAGGGAGGGAGAGUGACUUUAGUUCAGGUUUUGGUAAAACUCUCUAUUGAUUGUCCUUUUAUGGAUAUCAAUAUGUUAGGUUUAGUAUCAAUUACAUAGAUGGUCCUUAUAGUUUAGUAUAUUACAUAUUUGGUCCCUAAAUAUAGAAAAUUACACUAUUCAUCUUCACAUUGUUCACUUAUGGGUAAUACAUGUAGUCUCUUUAGUGUAUGGAUGUUGAAAGGUUGAUGUAAUUUACAACCUACACCAGUCAAUGUGGUGGUGUCACAGAUCAACAACUCGUAUUUGUGUUUCACCCUAAUUGUCAUCCGGUGGUGUUUGAUACGGUGGUCCAUGAUUGUGUUUCCCGCUAUAUCCCUCUUAGUAAAACUAAAAGAUCCCAUUUUUCUUUUUUAUUUUUUAUAUUUAAAACAAAUUUUUUAUUAGGAGCAGCAUCAUUUGUAUUUCUUACCAAAGGAAAGUGAGUGGUUGGUUAAAAUUGAUACUGCAAUUCUACCCUUCAUCGAUUCUGCUUCUCUUCUCUGUUAGAUCACGAUGACUCGUCGUGCGAAUUCUCAUCUUCAUCGUGCUUUCAUCGAACUCAAAGGUAUUUUCAUCACCAAUUCUUUAACAACAACCCCUCCUUCAUCUCCCAAAUUAGGUUUACAAUCCACUCUUUUAGCUUCUCUUCUUCACUCCACUUCCUUUUCAAAUAUUGGGGAUCGUCCCCAAUCUAGGUAUCAAAAGGUUACCAGCUUGGAUGAUGCCUUUAACCUGUUCGAUGAAAUGAUCCAGAGAAAACCCCUCCCAUCUGUUAUCAAGUUUAAUCAGUUGUUAAAUUCUGUUGCAAAAAUGAAACAUUUUUCUUCUUGUCUCCAUCUUUUCAAACAAAUGUGUGCCGUUGGAGUGCCUGUUAACGAGUACUCUAUGAGCAUUGCAAUCAAGUGUUGUUGUCAGAUGUCUCGCACCAAUGACGGUUUUGCCCUCCUAGCUUCUUGCUUCAGGCGUGCUGUUGUACUAAAUGUGUUCGUAUUUAGUACACUCUUAGAUGGACUGGUGCUAGAAGAUAGAAUUAUUGAGGCUGAGAGACUCUUCAAGAAGCUCAUCAAACAGAAACUAUGUGAACCUGAUGUAGUUAUGUAUUCCACUAUGAUCAAAGGGCUUUGCAAGUUUGGCAAUAAUGAUAUUGCCAUUGCUUUGCUUAGGCUCAUGGAUGAAAGAGGCUGUAAGCCUAAUGUUGUUGUAUAUAGUACUAUCAUUGAUAGUCUCUGCAAGGACAAAAUGAUAGAUGAUGCUUUCAAGCUUUUCAAUGAAAUGGUAUUUCACAAAGGCAUUCUACCAAAUGUCAUCACAUACACCUCUCUGAUUUAUGGCCUUUGUAUCUUGUGUCGUUGGGACGAGGUCUCUAAGCUGCUAAAAGAAAUGGAGGAAGAUCUAAGGAUCUCUCCUAAUUUUCAAACCUUUAGCAUAUUAGUUGAUGCAUUUUGCAAGGAAGGUAGGGUGGAUGAAGCGGAGGCUGUUAUAGACAUCAUGGUUGAGAGAGGUGAGGUUCCUAACAUAGUGACAUACAAUUCACUUGUAGAUGGUUACUGUCUGCGAGGUGAGAUGACCAAGGCAAGGACACUUUUUGAUUCACUUACUUCUAAAGGUCUCGUCCCUGAUGUUGUUACUUAUAGCAGUUUAUUGAAUGGGUAUUGCAAGAAUUUUAAAAUAGAGGAGGCCCUGAAGAUGUUCCAUGAAAUAACAAUAAAAGGUUUGAAGCCAAAUAUAGUCACUUACAAUGCCAUGUUACAGGGAUUGUUUCGGGUUGGGCGUUGUGGAGAGGCACGCAAACUCUUUGAUGAGAUGCGAUCACAAGGCCUAAUUCCAAAUGAAUGCACCUAUAGAAUAAUAUUAGACGGUCUUUGCAACAACCGUCAAGUUGAAGAUGUGCUCUCUUUGUUUCAUUUGGUGGGUGAUAGCAAGCUAAACUCUGACAUUCAAGUGUACACUAUUCUUAUUGAUGGUAUGAGCAAAUGUGGGAAGCUUAAUAUUGCAAGGGAUCUUUUCCAAGACCUAACUCUAAAAGGUUUGAAACCUAAUGUUCGGACAUAUAAUGUGAUGAUUAGUGGCCUAUGUAGGGAAGGUAUGCUGAAGGAAGCAAAGCACUUGUUUCUUACAAUGGAUGAGAGUGGCUGCCCGUCAGAUAAUGUUACUUACCGUGUUCUUCUGCAAGGAUAUCUUAAGAAGAAGCAUUACGAUGAUGUAGAGAUGCUUUUAGAGGAAAUGGAUGGAAGAAGUUACUCACUUGAUGCAACAUCUUUAUCGUUUUUGAUUGAUGACAUCGCAGCUGGUUCAGUAGACAGAAGCAUGCUUCAGCUGAUUGGUAGGCUUGUGCCAAAAGAAUUGAUCAGCACUCCCGCCCUGUUAACAGCCUUGGAGCAACACUGAAAUGGUGAUCAUGACUGGCUUCUCUUUUAGGUAUUUGGGGAAUGAGAAAUGAAGAUUGUACCUACAAAAUGUAGUAAGUAGGAGAUCUGUAACAAUUGGGCAGGUUCUAAUUAAUGAGUUCAAAACUUUUAACA
Messenger RNA from Helianthus annuus (common sunflower), 2857 nucleotides. RefSeq names its product pentatricopeptide repeat-containing protein At1g63330. Lineage: Eukaryota; Viridiplantae; Streptophyta; Magnoliopsida; Asterales; Asteraceae. The record is from RefSeq and is a predicted model, not a curated record. Gene Ontology annotation, molecular function: protein binding. Bases 849 to 2723 code for a protein of 624 amino acids. The transcript has a single exon.